This is a messenger RNA of Salarias fasciatus (jewelled blenny), 5137 nucleotides long. RefSeq names its product tectonin beta-propeller repeat containing 2 (gene tecpr2). Lineage: Eukaryota; Metazoa; Chordata; Actinopteri; Blenniiformes; Blenniidae. Bases 174 to 4229 code for a protein of 1351 amino acids. The record is from RefSeq and is a predicted model, not a curated record. The transcript is spliced from 26 exons. Gene Ontology annotation, molecular function: protein binding.
GCUUUGCAGACGCUGUCGAUGAGAAGCGGUGAAUCUCGCGGGGUGAAGUCACCUGUCCGCGGCACUGGUGCGGCACGAACACCUGGAUGAGCCUCUGAACGAACAGCUGGAUGAACAGCUGGAUGAAGGUGUGAGCUGCUCCUCUUCCUCGCUCUCAGUUCUACAGCAGCAACAUGGCCGCUCAACCGAGUCCUCCAUCCCUUCUCAGAGAGUUUUGCCCACUCUACUACCUCCUCAAUGCCAUCCCAGCCAAGGUCCAGAGGGGCUUCAGGUCCGUAGUGGUCUACCUGACGGCUCUGGACAGCAGCAGUGACUUCCUGGCGGUGGGCAGCAGCAUCGGGAUGCUCUACCUCUACUGUCGCCGCCUGGCACACAUGAACAAGUACAGUCUGGAGGGAAAGUGUGACGCCAUCACGGCUGUGAAGCUGCUCAGCUGCUUCGAUGACCUGGUUGCCGUGGGAACAGCUUCAGGUCGGGUGGCGGUCUUCCAGCUGGUGUCUCCACUUCCUGGUCGUAACAAGCAGCUGAGGCGUUUCGACGUGGUCGGCCUCCACAAAGGUUCGGUCACGUCUUUGGCCUGGAGCACCAACGGGAUGAAGCUGUUCUCUGGGGAUGAUAAGGGACGGGUGGUGUUCUCCGCUCUGGACCUGGACCAGGGAGUGUGUAAACCAGUGCUGCUGUUGGAGGAGUCCUCGGCGGUGGUUCAGAUGGAGUACAGUCACCAGGUGCUGCUGGUCUCCACCCUGCACAGAUCGGUGCUGCUCUGCACACAGACGCAGGAGGUCCUGCAGCUCGGCUCCAAGCCCCGCAAGAGCAGCGGGAGGUUUGGCGCCUGCUUCCUGCCGGCUCUCUGUAAACAGAGCGACCUGCAGGUGUUUGCCGCCCGUCCCGGACUGCGACUGUGGCGCUGUGACGUCAGAGGUCAGGUGGAGGAGACGCGUCAGUUCAAACCGCUCUUCAACUCCCAGGUGCCCCAGGUGGAGCUGUUUCCUCGUCCUGGGCCUGUGGGAGCGUAUCGUCCCUCUGAGCGCCAGCUGGGCCUCCUCAGCUGCUUCCUGAGAGACGGCGUGAUCCUGAGCUGGAACGAGUACAGCAUCUACGUCCUGGACUGUGUGAGCGAGAUGGUGAUCGGAGCGUUGGAGAGCAGCGGGGACAUCGUGUCGGUGUCGUGUUGUGACAACGAGAUCUUCAUCCUGAAAGGAGACCGAGACGUCAUCCGGCUGUCCAACAGUCCCGAGGGGCUGGCCUCCAACUUGUCGGAGCUGUCGGUCCGCCUGGCCUCGCCUCUGACCACGCCCACCAUCGUCCAGCCGACCGGAUCUGUGGAAACCGCUCAGCCAAUCAGAACCAUGGCCAUCAUCGUGGAAGGCGGUGGGAGGGAGGAAGGAGGAGGAGGUGGCAGCGAUAGACUCCGAGAGGAGGGUCCAGAAGAGGAGGAGGAAGAUGUGGAGGAGGCAGAGGAGCAGCAGGAGGUGACUGAUACUGGGGAAUGGCCGCCGUCUGAGCUCAGUCACAGCGGUGUGACAGCUGUGUUUCCUGUCCAGGUGCGCUCCAGCGUGUACGGCAGCAGCCCUCGCAGCCGCAGCAGCUCCAUCACUUCCUGGGACAGUCUCCAUGGAAACGCUCCAAACACCACCCCCUCUGAGCCCAGCUCCAGGAGAUACAGCGCCCCCCUGUGUCAGGAGGAGCUGGUCGUUAAAGCCAUCAGAGUGAAGAAGAGGAGGAGACGACGCCAGGACAGCAGCAGUGGGAAUCGUCUGUCUGAAAGCAGCUGUUCAGACUCCAUGUUUGCGGUCCACGAUGACAGCUGGAGCGAUGGAGGCAGCGGGACUCCGGCGAGUGACCGCACCUCCCUGGUGGGUCUGGAUCUGGAGAACCAGAAGUCCCAGGAGUCCGGAGGCUCGGACCGAGGCCUGAAGGAGGUGGAGGAGCAGCUGUCCGGCUCCCUGCUCCUCCAGCUGGACACGGGACAGACCUCUGGUCCCGGCCCAGAGACUCAAGCCGUCCCCCCGACCCCCGAUGUGGACCUGCUGCUGGAGUGCACGUUCUCCUACAUGCACAAAUCUGAGGAGGACGAUGGGCAGGAGCAGCAGCCAAUGGAGGAGCCCGAAGACGAGUUUCUGAGUCCUCUGAUUGGACCGGAGGAGGAAGAGGAAGAGGAGGAGGAGGAGGAGGACAAGCUGGCGCCCCCUGCUGGUCUGGCGGACCCCAUGUUUUUCUCCACUGUGUCCAGCCUGGACAGGAAGCAGAGCAUGUCCAGCGAUGAAGACGGAGACAUCUACUGUCCCUCUGUGGCUCCGGGUCGGGACCGGGACAACCGCACCUCCUCCCCCAACCAGCUGGACAGGACCAAAGAUGGACGGACGGACCAGGAGGCCCAGGAGAAAGACCGACACAAACCUGACCAGUUGGCAGAAAGCUGGAUGGGAUACUCAGGACCCGGCUGUGGAAUACUGAGCUUACAGGUGACUGACAGGUAUGUGUGGUGCCUGGAUUUCAAAGGAGGACUGUUCUGCAGCCCUUUACCUGAAACCGGACUCAAUUGGCAGCGCUUUGAAGACAAUAUCCACCAGGUGGCGCUGUCCCCUUCAGGUAACCUGCUGUGGAAGGUGGAGCAGAAGACCAUGACGGCGUACGCCUGCGCCAAAGUGUCGGUGAGGGGAAAACGUCACUGGUACAAAGCCGAGGAGCAUUCGGCGUUCGUGGCUCUGAGUGACGACUCUGCCUGGAUCAUCAGGACCAACGGCGACCUCUACCUGCAGACAGGCCUGAGCGUGGAGCGUCCCUGCGCGCGCUCCGUGAAGGUGGAGACUCCGUGUGUGUUCAGCCAGGUGUGUGUGAGGGCGGGCGUGGUUUGGGCACUGAGCGAGCACCAGGCCGUCUUCUACCGGGAGGGUCUGAGCAGCUACUGCAGCCAGGGCGAGGGCUGGAAGUACGACACGGUCAGUGAGGCUCAGGGUCUAGACCUGGUCUGUGUGGCUCUGGCUGAUGGGGGCACGGCCUGGGCUCUUGAUGCCAGUGGCAGUCUCUGGUUUCGAACCGGGGUACGCUCGUCCAGACCGCAGGGUGACGACGACCACUGGUGGCAGAUCAGCAUCUCGGACUACGUGGUGUUCGACCAGGGCAGCCUCUUCCAGACGCUGCUGCAGGCCACGCAGAGCGUCGCCACGGUAACGCGGGCGCCGGUGGAGCGCGUGGUGGCUUUCCUGUCGCAGUACUCCCACUGCCAGCCCAGCCUGGUCAGCGCCAACCGCAGCGGCGUGUGGGUCGCGUCCGGCAGGAACCAGCUGCACCUGGCCCGGGGCAGCCUCGUGGGAACCUUCUGGCAGAACGUGGUCCCUCGCGGAACCGUCUCAGCCACCAGGUGGACCUUCAUCACCUCUUCAUCUGUACCUCACAAAGAAGGUACCUUCCUGUGGCUGGCUCAGAGCAGGAAGGAUCUGUUCUGCGUGUGGGACCAGGACGGCGAGCUCCGCCCCUCGUCGGUGCUGCUCCCCCCUGAGGUGGAGCUGACGUACCUGUCGGCCUGUCGGGACGCUCUGUGGGGUUUGGACGCUCACGGCCGGGUCCUCAUCCGGACGCUGUCUCCGUCCUGUCCCGCCGGUCUGCACUGGACCCCCCUGGAUCUGAGCCAGCUGGGUGGUGUUCGUCUGGUCAGUGUGAGCUGCGGCAGUCAGAACGUCUGGGCUGUGGAUAGCCGAGGAAUCGUUUACUUCAGGGUCGGAACCCAACCGCUGAAUCCCAGCAUGAUGCUCCCGGCCUGGAUCCACAUAGAACCACCUGCACAGCCCAUCGGAGUGCAGCUGGUCUGCAUCCAGACGAGUCCUAACGAUCGCCUCCUCUGGGCUUUGGACAACAGAGGAAGCGUCUUCGUCAGGACCGGGCUCAGCGACGAGAUGCCGGUCGGGACGGACUGGGAGCUGGUACCAGGUCUUGCCGUCAGUCAGCUGGUCCUCAGCUGUCGAACCGUGUGGGUUCGGUGCGUCAAUGGAGAUCUGGCUCGACGUUACGGCGUCUCUGAAAGAAACCCAGCGGGAGACUACUGGAAGAAGAUCCCUGGCGGCGCCAACUGGUUUACAGUGACUCCGGAGGACGAACUGUGGGCGGUCACCUUGGUGGGUGGAUUGGCACGGCGACUGACGAAGCUCCUCCCACAGACGCCUGUUAGACCCGCCUCCUCAGGCGCCUCGUUGGGAGACGACGUCGAUGACGAGUGGGAGCUGAUUUGACGUGCGACCUGACUGUGACACCGAUGUCUCGUGCAGUGGGUUCUGAUGGUCACCCUCUGCUUACUGACUUGAGACAGCAUGGCGGAUGUCACAGCGGUACCGACGGCGGACACGUCGCGAUGUCACUUCCUGUGAUGGAGCUCAGGUGGAAGGAUGGAAGCGAAGCGAAAAACUUAACUUUGAACAGGAUGCACUUUAAAUUGGAGGGACACUGGUUACGAUGGCUCUUCUGGUUCUAACAGGUUCUGGUUGAUAUUGAACUAGUUCUGACCGGUUCUAACUGGUUAGAUGUGUUGAGAACUGCUUAAAAAGAACCUCAAAUGGGUCUAGAAGCUAAUUCUGUAGUACGAUUAUAAAAGGACUCUUUACAUGACUGGAUAGUCUGGUUCUGACUGGCUCUGACUAAUUUUAACUGGUUUUCAACAGUUUUUACUGGUUCUAACUGGUCCUAGUUGGUUCUAACUGGUUUUAGCUGGUUCUAACUGGUUCUAACUGCUUUAACAAACAUCUUCAUGAGGCCUGGUCCAGAGUAGGAUUUUGUUGUGUGAGUUUAAGAAAAGGGGCAUUUUACACUUCUGGAUAGUCUGGUUCGGACUGGGUUCAACUGGUCGUAGCUAGCUCUAACCUGUCGUAAUUAAAAACAAGACAUUUAACCAAAAAAAGUCCUGUAGUGCACUUUGUGUUUCUUCUCUGUCCAACCAGAGCUGAGAAAAGGGAAACCGACCCAGUUGGACCCAGAAACCAGUAUUUGUUCUGACUGCUUGAUGUUGCUGCUUUUCCUGUUGGGAGCGACAUUAACUGUGCUGUUGCCUACCUGCCUGUCUCUUUUCCAGUCAACAUGGUAACUAACCGAAGCUCCGCCCUCCAUGGCAACAUAAGCUGCACCCACUGGAACUGUGUAUCAUGAA